AGCGGGCCCGGACUCUGGGCGACCGCCUCCGAGGCCAAGUCGGACCUCCCGUUGGCAUCAUCAUCAUCCUCCACACCAGCAACUCCUCCACAAAACACAAUGCAUCUGAGCAGGUUUGGGCUGCUUGCCCUCGGGGCAGCUGCAGUCGAUGCCUUCCGUGAUACUUCUCCAUUUUUCCUCGCGUCGACCUCCGAGAUCCUAGCGAACUCUGCGCACAUCAAGACCAGCACCUCACUGUUCGGUGAUCUUUCAUCCGCUCUCGGUUCUUGCCCGUCGGAAUACUAUGUUCUUGUCAACCAGCCUGGUGUGCAUAGCUCGGACUUUGCGACCCGCAAGUCGGCACCCCGCCUCGGCGCGAAGAUGCUAGGCAAGGAUAAGGCUAUUCGAUCAAAGAUGAGCGUCAAUGAAGUGGCGGGCCUUUUGGAGGUCAAGCAACUCAAGGAUCUGCUGCAGGAGAAGUGCCAGGCUCAGACUACCGUCAUCGACGGCUCCUCCGGAUCGUACCCAUCAUACUUUGAGUCGGGCCCUCGGAUUAUCGAUGUCGAGUUCCCUAUGCUCUCGCUUGGAUCGGACCGUGCUGACCAGCUCUCCAACAACGAUGGUCUGGUCGCCGAUAUCAUUGAGCGAAUUCCUUCUUCCUCCCAGUAUACUCUUCUCUACAUUACCUCGCCGAGGGAGUUCCCCGAGACCGAUUCCAUCAUCUACGAGACCGAGGACGCCUAUCCUGACUCGGUCCGCAUGGAACUCAAGCGCGACUACUCCUCCCACUCCUCCUACUCCAGCGCCUCCGAGUCCGGUCGCAACACAUCUCUAUUUGACGAAUACCAAUUCUUUACCCCAGGACUUUUCAUGGGAUUCAUGGCUACUUUCCUGUGCCUGAUCAUCCUGUACAUUGCCAUCAGUGCUGUCAGCAGUCUCCAGGUGCCCUACGCUGCCUUUGAGAAGGAUACUUCGUCUGCUGUGCAGAAGAAGCAACAGUAAGUUGGGAUGGGCACUUUUUGGGUGACAAGCCUCGAGUAAGGGGCCAUACCUUGCUCAAUGCACGCUACAAUUGAGUUACUCGCGUUCUUUUUCAGUAUCAAGGGCACGAUCUUUUUUCGUAUUAUUGUAUGAUAAAUCACACUGCGAAUUUCUGGGUAGAAUUCAAGCCAUCAUCAUGUGACACCCCCUCAAGCCGCACGGCUCAGGCCUCAGGCUUCAGGCACUUAAUUUAGCGCAG
This is a messenger RNA of Penicillium brasilianum, 1219 nucleotides long. Lineage: Eukaryota; Fungi; Ascomycota; Eurotiomycetes; Eurotiales; Aspergillaceae. The record is from the annotation of a GenBank genome assembly.